AUGGGCGAGUCUGCACCCUCUGCAGACGCCGAAUCCUCCGAUGGCCCCUCGAAACCCAGCAAACGACACAUCCCCCCGGACGUCGUCAACAUUACUCCCAUCGGUGACAUCAUUCUUUCCGUAACCUUCGAAACAUCCACCGAGACACUCAGGAAAACCCGCAAGGCAGCCCUCUCUGCCUCCCGCAAAGCCAGCCUCCCCAAUGGCCCAUCCACGCCGCCACAGGUCUUGAAGCCCAAGGUCACCAUCGCAUACCGCGUACAGCUGGACAUGCUCAAGACACACUCCCAGUACUUUGGCAACUUGCUCACAAACCCGCAAUUCCGGGAAGCCAAACUCAUUACCGCUGUCUAUGCCGACUUAGCUGGCAGAAAGAUAAAGACUUCAGAAGCAGAUCCAGCUGAGCUGCCUCAUGUGAAAAUCACAGACGAUGAUGAGGCGACGCAGUCUGCGGGGAGGGAAUCCGUAUUUGAGGACAUGCUUCGCAUCAUCCACCAGGUGCCUAUCAAGACGACUCGCACGGUCAUGUCGUAUGCGACCACGUUGGCGUUGCUAGCAGAUCGAUUCGACUGCCGCGCCCCUGUGUCUCGAGCCCUCAUGGAAAUCAAGUUCAAGUGGCCCCUGACCAACACCCGCCCGUACCUGGAUGAGUCGGGACGUGUGACGGAGACGGAAAAGGUCUUGCGUCAGAAGAUUCUCGUGGCCUGGCUCUUGGGCCAGCCGAUGCGUUUACACCAGGCCAGCAGGGAACUAGUCAUUCGGGGCUCACGGCUCUGGGGCGUAUACGGCGAAGAGGACGAAGCACAGGGCGCAUGGUGGCAUCUCCCGGAAGGCAUAGAAGCCUCCAUUCAGCGCCACUUUCUUACCCUGUACGCUUCUCGUAAUCGCCAGUGCAAGCUGGGGUACGAUUCCAGCACCGCCUGCGACUCGUUCCAGUUUGGUCAGAUGCUGAAAUUUCUCCUGUCAAAGGAUCUGCUGCACCUUGUGGACUUUUCGCCGUCGUCGGUAGACGACGUGCCGGAUACGUCAAUGGUGGAUGUAGACGAGCUGCUGGGGACCUUGAAACAGUGUCCCAAUUACCAGAUUGACAAGCACCACACAAACUGCGGGCUGAGGAUUCGAAUUGAUCCCAUUCUAGACUAUGUUAGGGCCAUGGUAGGUGCGGGCGUGGUGGCAAUUCCGCUGGCAGAUUGGAAGCGAAGGAGGGCAGAUGUUUCGUGGUUGAAUGAGAAGGAGGGCUUGAGGAAUGUCAGAGACGCGGAAGAGGGCUCCAAUGCGUUUGCCUUUACGAGGGCCCUGGCGACCGAUCAGAGGUUGAGAUAUGAGGGCGCUUUAUAUGCAGAUGGGAUGGCGAGGAGGCUGUUCACUGCGGAUACAUGGGACUGGACACCAGAGGCCUAA
Metarhizium brunneum ARSEF 3297 is the source of this 1401-nucleotide messenger RNA. Lineage: Eukaryota; Fungi; Ascomycota; Sordariomycetes; Hypocreales; Clavicipitaceae. The record is from RefSeq and is a predicted model, not a curated record.